AUGCGCCAUCGAGCGUUCUCUUUCCUAGUCCUUCUCUUUUCAAUUCUACAAUUCCACCUGAUCGACGCCUCCUACUGUGGUGCAAAUGGCGUGCCGUACAGUUUAGAAAUCCUGUCCGAUGGUUCGCCGGUGCUUGGUUGCGCACAGCCGACUUGUAUGGCUGAACCAUCUGAAGAUUACGAGGAUAGCACGUUCAUAGCAAACGCUGCCGGACAGGAAGAUGGAUUUUUCCGAGAAGGUGACAGGCAGAGAAAGAGUUAUACACAAAGUUAUAAACCAAAGGCAGAAUGCCCUGGCCAAUUCUCGGACUUUGCGUGUACUAAGAAAAACCAAUGGGUUGGAGGAAUCGACUUCAUUGAUCAUCCAAGACAACCAUUGAUCCUUCAAUGCUGCACAUUUGAAGGACUCCGCUUCUCACAGGAUGUCGGUGUCACCACCAUCUCAGCAGGAGAAGCCGUGACUGGUGGAGAAGUCGUUCGUGAGGGUCGUCAAAUUUCAUUUGAUGUUAUCGCCAACGUGAGGAAACUAGUGGACCCAGAUGAUCCGAAACGAACCUAUUAUGAAGUUACCGUACGCCGUAUGAACUGUCUCCCGGACCCACCAGAGUUUGAAGUAGCAUAUGACGAUGACGUGGAACCAGAGAUCAGAAGAGUGUUGGGUAACGCUACUAACUCUGCUAUGAACAUUGGACAUGAGAAUCAUCCACAUAUUGCCAGAGAGAAGAAGGUGUCUAAAGAUAGGCCUUAUAAGAGAAAGCCAAAGACAUCAUCCACUCAUAAUGUGGUAUCUCCUUUCGCCGACGGUCACGAUGGCGAGAAGAAAGGAAGGUCGGAGCCAUUUAUUGGAAGUUUUGGAGCUACUAUUUUCAACCCAACCGCUGAGAACAAUAAGCACCACGAAAUACCAGAGGAACCUGCAACACCACCACCAAGACGUGAGCACGCUCCUUAUACCAGAAGGAUUUUGACACCAAAGCCAAGAUACGUGCAACCAAAGACAACUACACCAGCUCCUACAACUCAAGAAACUAUUGCACCACCAGUACAUGUCCAGGUCGAGCCCAACACCCCUGCCGUCACCGUUCCACCAAACCCAUUUGCCUUUGCCCCACUCCCACCAUUCCCACAAUUCGGACUGCCUCAACCAAAUCUAUUCCAAUUCCCAGCAGCUCCACCAGCAUCACCACCAGCUCCUCCCCCGCUUCCACCACCAGCAAUGUUUGGUGUACCACAGGCUCCACAACUCGCCCCUCUUCAACCACAUACUCACCACCACUUUGGGUUCUUCCAACCACAACCACAAUUCCAACCACAGCCACAGGUGUUUGGGGGAUAUGGUUUGAAUGGUGGUGGUUUUGGACAACAACAACAACCAGUGUAUGGACUUCAAGGUGUACAAAAUGUGCAACCUAACCAAUUGGAUAAUUUGGAUGUUUAUACGAAAUCUUUAUUAACUAACCCGAACAGUCCGUUCCUGUUGCAAGUACCAACGUUUGGUGCAGCUCCUCCAGCACCACAAUUUUUCGCGCCUCAACAACAGCCAGUGAUAGGACAGGACCCGAAACUUCAAAGAGUGAAUAUUCAAGCGCCACAAAGAGAAAUAUCUUCCCAACCUGCACAAUUCAGUCUUCAACCACAAGCAGAUCCAAAUCAGGCACCAAAAUCUGACACACUUGGUGCUCUCUACAGGCCGCCGCCAUUUGCAGCGCUUGGAACCACUUUGUACAAUUUCCAAUCGCAUAAUGGGUACAAGAAAGCCUAA
This is a messenger RNA of Caenorhabditis remanei, 1761 nucleotides long. RefSeq lists its product as uncharacterized. The transcript has 11 exons. The coding region runs from base 1 to 1761 and encodes 586 amino acids. Lineage: Eukaryota; Metazoa; Nematoda; Chromadorea; Rhabditida; Rhabditidae. The record is from RefSeq and is a predicted model, not a curated record.